This is a messenger RNA of Rhineura floridana, 1989 nucleotides long. Its product is annotated as major histocompatibility complex class I-related gene protein-like. The record is from RefSeq and is a predicted model, not a curated record. Lineage: Eukaryota; Metazoa; Chordata; Lepidosauria; Squamata; Rhineuridae. The transcript has 9 exons. Gene Ontology annotation, cellular component: external side of plasma membrane. Gene Ontology annotation, biological process: immune response. Bases 424 to 1515 code for a protein of 363 amino acids.
CCUUUUGCUCGCAGCGUUGAGACUCCGCCUGCGUCUCAAAGAGAAAAAACCAUUCCAUCUCUAUUUCGGGCUGCAACUGGGCCUCUCCGGCCUCUCCAAGCUCCACCUGAACCCGAUCCUUCUGCUCCCGCGUUGACUCCUUCCCCCCUCCCAACCGAGGGAGGAUUGAGCUCUCUCGGCGGCCAGCGGCGAUUCCCAACAAGGCGCCGCCACCUUUCUUUUUCCAUUUUUCUGCAAGCACGACAUUUACCCAGCAACCGCUGCUGGAAUCGGCACUCAGUUUUCCGAUUGGUGGAAUAUUGCUCGUUCGGCCAAUUACUGCUUUCGUUUUGGAUUCCAGACUGGGGCGCCUUUCCUCCGCUUCGCAGUAAGGGCUUCGUAUGCGACGAGAACGACGCGAGGUUUGGGGGCUUUCCCGAGCCGAUGGGGCUGCUUCAAUGGCCCGUUUUGCUCCUGCUGGGGCCUGCUGCCUUCCUGCUGGGGGACUGUUCUGGCACUUCCUCCCACUCCUUUCUUGUAUUCUUAACGGCUGUAUCAGAGCCUGGCCAUGGACUUCCUCAGUUCACUGCUGUGGGGUAUGUGGAUGACCAGCCCAUUGGUCGCUAUGACAGCAACACAAAAAAAGUGCUGCCAUCAGUCUCUUGGAUGAAGGAGAUGGAGAAGGAGAGAGCCGAUUAUGGGAAGCGACAGACCAAGAUCUUGCGAAAAGAAGAGCCAGAGUACAGAGUGAACUUGGUAAUUCUGCAGAAUCGCUUCAACCAGACUAGAGGGUUUCACUCCUGGCAGUGCAUGUACGGCUGUGAAGUGGGCCCAGAGGGGCGCAAAGGAGGGUAUCUCCAGCACAGCUACGACGGGAGGGACUUCAUCAGCUUCGACAAGGAGACCCUCAGCUGGACGGCGGCCCAGCCGGAGGCCCAAGUGACCAAGAGGAAGUGGGAGAGACACAGGGUUCACGCCCAGCGCUGGAAGGCCUCCCUGGAGGAGGAAUGCAUUGAGUGGUUGGAGGGUUACCUGCACUACGGGAAGGAGGUUCUGCAGAGGACAGAGCCACCAGUGGUGAAGGUGACGCGCCAGGUGUACUCAGAUGGCAUGGAGACCCUCAUCUGCCGAGCCCACGGCUUCUACCCCAAGGAGAUCGAUGCUAACUGGAGGAAGGACGGGGAGGUCUGGGAGGAGGAUACUUUCCGUGGCCUCGUCGCCCCCAACUCAGACGGGACUUACCAUGCCUUGCUUGGCAUCCAGAUCAACCCAAAGGACAGGGACCUUUAUCAGUGUCAUGUGGAGCAUGACGGCCUAAAGGAGCCUCUGGAUGUGGCCUGGGAGGAGCCUGCCUCCAACAUAGCACCCAUUAUUGGGUGUGUUCUGGGGGCCAUCCUGCUGGGAGCAGCUGCAAUUGCUGGGAUCAUGUUGUACAGAAAAUGGCAGUCAGGAUACAAAGAAGUGCCAACAAGUGGCCAAGGGUCUGACAACCAAGGGUCUGACAACUCCAGCAAGGGGAGCAUCCAGACCGUCUAGGAGCCCCAAAGCAGUAUGACCAACAAUGUCAGCACAACGCAGACAGCAGGGCUCCCAGUGCGAGAGGCGAGAGAGGAAGUAUGGAUCCAUCCAUAUUCUGAAACCUUCAGGAAUUUCUUCUAUCUGUCCAGCUUGAUUGGAACCAGCAUGUACUGUGGAUCAUUUCUGAUUUCAAGAGAGCUUGGCUUGAUGUAAUUUGCUUUUUAGCAGGACUGCUGCCCCCUAGGGCACAUUUGCACCUGAAGAAAUAAUUGUAGGACUUUCACCUGAUGAAAGAAAUCUUAAAUCAAUGUUGAUAUUCUGAGUUUAGAUCAGUUAAUUGAUCAACUGCAUAGAGCUCUGUAAGAGAGAGCUCUUAAGAAGACAAAGACUAUAUAUACUUGAGGGGGUGUUUGGAGUUUUUUGUAACUACUUCUAGUAAAAUAGUUAAUAUUAAAUAUCGGUAUAUAAUUUAUAGCAAAGAAUAAAAUACAU